CGGCGGCGGCGGCGGCGGCAUGGCAGGGCGGCGGGUGAACGUGAACGUGGGCGUGCUGGGCCACAUCGACAGCGGCAAGACGGCGCUGGCGCGGGCGCUGAGCACCACGGCCUCCACCGCCGCCUUCGACAAGCAGCCGCAGAGCCGCGAGCGCGGCAUCACGCUCGACUUGGGUUUCUCGUGCUUCUCGGUGCCUCUGCCCGCGCGCCUGCGGGCGGCGCUGCCCGCGCCCCCGGCGGCGCCUGGAGCCGAGCCCGAGCCCGAGCCCGGCGAGCCGCAGCUUCAGGUCACGCUGGUCGACUGCCCCGGGCACGCCUCCCUCAUCCGGACCAUCAUUGGCGGGGCCCAGAUCAUUGAUCUGAUGAUGCUGGUCAUCGAUGUGACCAAAGGGAUGCAGACCCAGUCUGCGGAGUGCCUUGUGAUUGGGCAGAUCGCCUGCCAGAAGCUGGUCGUGGUGCUGAACAAAAUAGACCUCUUAGCUGAAGGGAAGAGACAGGCAACGAUUGAUAAAAUGACAAAGAAAAUGCAGAAGACCCUAGAGAACACCAAGUUCCGAGGUGCACCGAUUAUAUCCGUGGCGGCCAAGCCUGGGGGACCAGAGGCCCCCGAAACAGAAGCUCCACAGGGCAUCUCAGAGCUCAUUGAGCUCCUGACGUCCCAGAUUCCCAUCCCGACGAGGGACCCCUCGGGACCAUUCCUCAUGUCUGUGGACCACUGUUUCUCCAUCAGAGGCCAAGGCACUGUGAUGACAGGGACCAUCCUCUCAGGCUCCAUCAGCCUCGGCGACAGUGUGGAGAUUCCUGCCCUCAAGGUGGUGAAGAAGGUGAAGUCCAUGCAGAUGUUUCACAUGCCCGUCUCGUCAGCUAUGCAGGGAGACCGACUGGGCAUCUGUGUCACCCAGUUUGACCCCAAGCUGCUGGAGCGUGGCCUGGUGUGUGCCCCUGAGUCCCUGCACACUGUCCAUGCAGCCCUCAUCUCUGUGGAGAAGAUCCCGUACUUCCGGGGGCCCCUGCAGACCAAGGCCAAGUUCCACAUCACAGUGGGCCAUGAGACGGUGAUGGGCCGCGUGAUGUUCUUCAGUCCUGCCCCUGAUAGCUUUGACCAUGAGCCUGUGCUAGACUCCUUCGACUUCUCUCGAGAAUACCUCUUCCAGGAGCAGUACCUAAGCAAGGAUUUGGCACCAGAGGUGACAGACAGUGGCGAGGCUGACAAGAAGACGGGCCAGGCCACGGGAGGCCACUGUCCUCGGCAGCAAUGGGCCCUCGUGGAGUUUGAGAAGCCUGUCACCUGUCCUCAGCUGUGCCUGGUGAUCGGCUCAAGGCUAGAUGCAGACAUUCAUGCCAACACGUGCCGGCUGGCUUUCCACGGCAUCUUGCUCCACGGGCUGGAGGACAAGGACUAUGCCGAGAGUUUCUUGCCCAGGCUGAAAGUAUAUAAGCUCAAGCACAAGCAUGGCCUCGUGGAGCGGGUGAUAGACGACCACAGCGUGAUCGGCCGCUCCCUGUUCAAAAAGGAGACCAACAUACAGCUCUUCGUGGGCCUCAAGGUGCACCUGUCCACUGGGGAGCUGGGGGUCAUCGACAGCGCCUUCGGCCAGAGCGGCAAGUUCAAGAUCCACAUCCCUGCCCCCAGCCCAUUUCCCGGAAGCGUACACUGAGGCUUGGAGGAGCUAGAUGACCUGCCCAGCAGACCCCAGAGUCCCCAGGUAGAAGUGGGCAGUUCUCAUGGCCACCGUUUCAUGGAGAGCCUUCUGGAAAGCCAGCAAAGAAAAAAAGUGAAACCUCGCCUUGGUGCCAAAGGGAGGGGCCGCAAGAAGUCCUGAGGUUGUGGGUAUUGUCAUGUUCCCAUAAAUAAGCCCUCGCACAAUAGGCUAUUAGGUUGCAUGCUCCCUCUGGGGUUUGAAAUGAAACUGGUUUUCUUUUCCUUUAAAAUGUGCUCUCCGCACCCACCCACCCAGUUGCAACUGUAGACUCUGUUUGGCGCGGAAUCUCGGGCAACCUCAGUGACCUGUCCUUGGGAUUUCAUCAGAGUUCUUAGCCGGCCGCCUCCAGAGUAGCCCCUGCCAGGACCAGAUUGACUUUUACUGAAAGACACUGGCAGGGCUGGGGUUUGUGCAUGCCUGGCAUUUCCUGCCCCCUCUAGGAGGUGGAAACAGGGUACAUUCAAAGAACAAGAGCUUUGGAGGCGGCCAGACCUGAGUUGGAAUCCUGGCUAGAGUAGUCAUCCUUCUGGGCCCCGGUGUCUUCAUCUAUAAGAAGGAUUAUUUCAAGGGUUUUCCCGACCACCCUUCUGAAUACUUUCAACCACGUGGAAAAGCUGGAAGACUGGCUUAUUGAACACGCAUAGUCCCUUGGAUUUCAGUUGUGAACGUGUUGUCACGUUAGCCUGCUGUGUGAGUGCUAGGCCAUUUGAAUGAUAGCUGUGGAACAGCAGUGACACCGGCAUACCUCAGUGCGUGCCCCCAAGAACAAAGGCCUCCUCCCGUAUAGCCACAGCAUGAUUCUCUCUCGAGAAACUGGAUGUCCGUCUAGGACACAGUCCACUUUCAGACUACCCCAGUGGUCCCGAUGCUAUCUUUCAAAACUUCUCCCUGACGGAGGAUUCACACCCUGCAUUUGGUUGUCGUGUCUCCUACGGGUUUUUGAAGAGUCCAGGUCGGGUGUCUCCCACAUACACUCUUUGGGCCAGUCUGCUCUUUCCUCAUGACUAAGUUCAGGUUGUGCAUUUUUGGAAGGAACCCCACAAAGGCCCUCUCGUGUCCUUCUUCGUGCACCACCCAGGAUGCACGUGACGUCAGUUUGCUCACCAUGCGUGAUGUAGUUGUGAUUUCUGGUGAAGGUGGUGGUUAGCAGGGUCAAGGAAGAGAUGAAGUCAUCCCGUGGCCCAGAGAUGGCUGGUGUGGAGGGGGCUCAGGGCAGCACAGCUGCUGAGCUGUGGCCCGCAUGCAAGAAAGGGCACCAGGAGGUCCCUUUGGAAGUCAAGGUUAAGGCCCUGGUCUGGUAGCAGUGAGGCAGAACUGGCUGCAGGGGACCUGAUCCAGCGGUGUCCUGCCCUUUCCCAUAGCCCUGUGGAGGCUAAGCCAGGGCCUGUGGGGAGGAGCUGCUACUUGCCAAAGUCUGCAGAGCCCUCUCUCUCUCUUUGUCUGCCUCUGUCUCUGUCUGUCUCUCUCACUCCCCUCCCUUUGCUCCAGCUGUGGCCCUCUCCUGUGACUAGCAUCAGCCUCGAACACAGAGAAUUGGUUUCUGCCCCUCCCCAGGGGGAAACAAGUAUGGCAGAGAUGACUACAGAAAGUUAAGCAUCAUGAUGGGUGGACAGGAAGGAUGAGGUGACCACUCCAGAGUGGGUGGGAGUGGGAUGGAAGGUUCCACAGACAGUGAGUCUUGAGCUGGCUUGAAAGUGCGGGGGUUUUCCCAGCUAGAGAAAGGGAGGAAAGGCAUUCAGGACAGAGGGAACAGAGUAUGCUAACACACAGAGGCUGGAAGGAGUGUGGCAUAUUUGUUGCUUCUUCUGAUGUGUGGGAUGUUGUUCUAAAUGCAUUAUAUGUUACUAACUUACUUUUUUAAUAUUUGGUUAUUUUGAGA
Messenger RNA from Prionailurus viverrinus (fishing cat), 3581 nucleotides. It is a transcript of the gene EEFSEC, whose product is annotated as eukaryotic elongation factor, selenocysteine-tRNA specific. Gene Ontology annotation, biological process: selenocysteine incorporation. The record is from RefSeq and is a predicted model, not a curated record. Bases 20 to 1657 code for a protein of 545 amino acids. The transcript is spliced from 7 exons. Gene Ontology annotation, molecular function: GTPase activity; translation elongation factor activity; GTP binding. NCBI's taxonomy places the organism in Eukaryota, Metazoa, Chordata, Mammalia, Carnivora, Felidae.